CAGACAGAUUCAGCCAUGAUCCUGACGGGCCGCAGUUUGUGUCUUCCUUCUCGAGCCACGGUCCAGGAGCUCUUCUCGGUGGCUCGAGAUGCCAGCAUCAUCCCUGAUAUCUCCGUGGAUCCUGUCCUUACCACCUUCCUGUCGCUGGACUCGUCAGCAGCGUUGCAGCAUCAGUACGACUUCUUACAGCGGAGCAUGAGCCUGGAGCAGCAGAGCACGUUCAACCUCAACCUGACGGCACAGCUGGGAGGCAGCAGGGUAAUCUGUGGAGGAGUGGGGGUUGUUGCUCUGGCUCUGUCCAUGCUUUUUGAUCAGGUUGCCCAACAGGUCCGAGCACAAGGAUCAACAGAGGGUCCCUCGUUAACUCAACCAUCCCGGCCUAAGAGGAUUUUUGGCAUCAGCAGCUCAUCAAGAAUCGGCUGGAUUAUCCACAGCUUCCUCAGCCUUAUCCCAGGCAUCGCCAACAACCAGGAUCAGAUGGCUGAGACCACAGAGCUCUACGAUAACUGGCUGAAAUUUGAGCUUCUCGACCAUUAUGAGAGGAUGACCACAAAGAAAAGAAUGAGUUCAGUGUCGAUGCAGCAGUGGCUGACAGGAGCUGCAAUUCACCUGCACAUGAGAAUCCACCAGGCCCGUCUGCAGUCUGUGCCAUCAGGAUCAGUUGAAUCAAUGCGCAUUUCUUAUAAGAUGGGGUUAGGUCACCUGGUUCGGGGCUAUACAGCCUACCUACGUGCAAACAUCCAGGAGACUCCAGCUCUUGGUCCACAAAAACCAAGAACCAGUGCUGCCAACAGACCUAAACAUGCUAACACAUCUACUGUAACCAAUAUGACAUGCUCUAACAGCCUCCUUGUUAAUGGUAGCCAGGUUGGUCCAAGUAAUAAAUCUACCACACCCAGUUCAACUGCAGGAAUUAACAGAGGCUGUAAAACUGAUGAAUCAGGUGGAGACUUUGGAUUUAAUGUCCUAAAUGGAAGCAAUGACACCAUGAUGACAGGAGACACCCUCAACACUUCAUCCAGAUACAGCAGGAAGGAGGAAGGCAGCAUGCUUGGACUGUUAGUUAUCGAGCCCUCGAGAAACAUAAGUCACAGUGUGCAGCAUCACCCCUGUGAGUCUCCAGCCAUACAAGAAGCUCUGGUGACUCGAAUAAUCAACGUGCAGGACCUGGACAGGAACAGAAAUUUUUUCCUGUAUCAUGACAGAGUUUUUCAGAGCCUGCUAAGGCAGAGGGACGACUUCCAACUGAGGACAAAUUAGACAAAAACAAAUAUCUGAUUAGUCAGCCACAAAAACUAACACAAGGUUGUUACAGCCAGUAAGGCAUAAUUUUCUUUCCUAUUUUCUACCAGUCUAUUAAACUGGGUCAGUUACCACAUAUAUAAAUAUAAGACCCUUUCAAUACAAAUUUCACAUGACCAGAAUGAACUUUUUCAGAUAAUUUAGGAAACAAAUGAAAGUGUUUUCUUUGAACUGUCAUCAUUUCCUAAAUGCCAAAUGUCAUCUCAAAUCAUCACAUCAUGGGCUUUUGGCUUAAACAUCUCAAAUUUGCUAAAAGUUUCAUUGUCCAAAAUAUGGACAUACAUAAAGACUGCUGUAAAGAUUAUAUAUAUAUAUAUAUUUAAAGUGUGUGCGGGUUUUUUGACUAUCUUAAAUUUGAACACACCCCAAUAAAAAACCUCACAUUUGCAAAACA
Molecule: messenger RNA, 1696 nt
Organism: Oreochromis aureus
Lineage: Eukaryota; Metazoa; Chordata; Actinopteri; Cichliformes; Cichlidae
Exons: 3
Coding region: 16-1260 (414 amino acids)
Source: RefSeq, a predicted model, not a curated record